AUGUCCCCUAUUGUGGGAUGCUUUCAAGCUCAACAAGUGUCCCUGCGGUCGCUGGUGGAUCUGUCUAGCUUUGCACGGUGUCGGGCGUUGACUGUAACGUUCAUCUGUUGGUGGGUUGGGGAUUGGAGGUACUUGGCAAUGAGGAGCGUACAUGUAAAAUGCCUACCGAGUCUGGCGCUUUCAGCGAGACACUCGCCCAGGCUGCCCCUGCGUCCCACUGCCCCCGCUGUCAUCCUGGCCUUGCCUUACCUCCGCGUUGUGCUGGGACCCAGGGGUGCGUUUGUGUCGCAGCCUCCCCCACUUGCAGGUCUGUCAUUUCAUCUUAAUCUCUCGGAUGCCAUCACUCCCACCCCCCGUGGUGUGGCACAAAUGAAGUUAAAUGAGCUCCUAGCUGUGUUUGCCUUUCCUGUUGCAGCUUUUCAUGCCUUUCAUGCUGAUUUCAGAGCUGAUUCCUACAAACUGGAGGAAAACCUGGCUCUCUCAAGACGGCUGCUGUCCUUUUGUUUCGUGCAUCUGCUGUGCCUGGACUUCACCGUGGCCGAGAAGGAGGAGUGGUACACGGCCUUCGUCAACAUCACCUACGCCGACCCGGCGGCCGGCAGCGCCGAGCUCCGCAGCGAGAAGAGCGAGUGCGGGCGUUACGGCGAGCAGUCGCCCAAGCAGGACGCCCGCGGGCAGGUGGCCCUCUCCGCCUCGCCCACCGACCGCUACGCCUGCGACCCCGGCACCCGCUUCAACGCCCCGGCGCCGGGCAAGAGCUGGGUGGCCCUCAUCCCACGGGGCAACUGCACCUACAAGGACAAGAUCCGCCACGCUGCUGCCCAGAACGCCUCCGCCGUGGUCAUCUACAACGUGGGCUCCAGCAACGCCAACGAGACCAUCACCAUGCCCCACGCAGGCCUAGAAGAUGUUGUAGCAAUAAUGAUUCCUGAACCCAAAGGAAAAGAGAUAGUGAGCCUCCUGGAGAGGAACAUUACUGUGAUGAUGUACAUAACCAUCGGGACACGCAACUUGCAGAAGUACGUCAGCCGGACCUCUGUGGUGUUCGUCUCCAUCUCCUUCAUUGUGCUGAUGAUCAUCUCGCUGGCAUGGCUGGUCUUCUAUUACAUCCAGCGAUUCCGCUACGCAAAUGCCAGAGACAGAAAUCAGCGCCGGCUUGGAGAUGCUGCAAAGAAAGCAAUCAGCAAGCUGCAAGUCAGAACAAUCAGGAAAGGUGAUAAGGAAACUGAGCCAGACUUUGAUAACUGUGCUGUUUGUAUUGAAGGCUACAAGCCCAAUGAUGUUGUCAGAAUUUUGCCUUGCAGGCAUCUUUUCCACAAGUCCUGUGUAGACCCCUGGCUGCUAGACCAUCGUACCUGCCCGAUGUGUAAAAUGAAUAUUCUAAAAGCUCUAGGGAUCCCGCCAAAUGCAGAUUGUAUGGAUGAUAUACCUCCAGACUUGGAAGCAUCCAUAGGAGGACCGCCAACCAACCAGAUAACGGGAGCCAGCGACGUAACAGUGAAUGAGAGCUCUGUAGCCCUGGAUCCCCCGGUGCGGACUGUGGGAGUACUACAAGUCAUCCAAGACGUAGACUCCUUUCCCCAGAUUGGGGAGGGUAACUUCACAACAAGCAAUGAACAGGAGCCAGCAGUCAGCAGUGAUUCAGAUAUUUCAUUGAUUAUGGCAAUGGAGGUUGGACUGUCCGAUGUGGAGCUUUCCACUGAUCAAGACUGCGAAGAGGUGAAGUCUUGAAAAACAAACAGGGAUCCAACACUAAACUACAGGGGAGGGCCACAGGGAGGGACCGAGUCAGGUGAUUCUAGGAUUUGGACCAGUCAUGCACAUGCCUCCAGAGCACUGUCACUCCUGCACACUCCAUUCUGAGAUGGUCACGAAAAGCAAUAGCAACAGUUGUGUCUGCCUGGAUGCAGUUUCAUCAUCUACAUACGUUCAUUUUGUUCACAUGGGAGACGAAUGCUUCCAGUUUACCCACGAGCUUGAGAGCAGUCAUGUAACUCUUCAGUGGCUCAUAAACACGCAACUGAAAUGACA
Pygoscelis adeliae (Adelie penguin) is the source of this 2031-nucleotide messenger RNA. RefSeq names its product ring finger protein 150 (gene RNF150). Lineage: Eukaryota; Metazoa; Chordata; Aves; Sphenisciformes; Spheniscidae. The coding region runs from base 1 to 1731 and encodes 576 amino acids. The record is from RefSeq and is a predicted model, not a curated record. The transcript is spliced from 10 exons.